AUGAAACCAGGCAAAGCAAAACGUUUACGAAAUAAGAGCAGUGAAAUAAAUAUGAGUCACAUUUUAACGAAUUUUUUCACAGUUAUAUUAUUUUUGGUAUUUGUUUCGGCAUUUUAUCUCGUAGUAUCGUUUAAACCUCUCUCAAAGGAAGAACAGAUUGAAAGAAUCGACAAAAUGAACAGCGAGGUGGAACCAUUCAGGAAAAACUUGACGGAAUGCGCUCGACAAGUAAAAGCUUCUAUGGUGGACGUCGAAAAUUUCUUAAAAAGAAUACCGCAAUCAACAAUGCAGGGUAAAUGCUUUGUCGCUUGCAUCCUAAAGCGAAAUGCAAUUAUAAAAAACAAUAAAAUCACACAAGAAACCCUUUUAGAAGCUAAUAGAGCUGUUUAUGGAGAUGACAGUGAAGUAAUGAAUCGAUUAAAAUCAGCAAUCGCUGAAUGCAAUAAUGUCGUUGAAGGUAUUUUUGAAAUAUGUGAGUAUGCAUCUGUGUUUAAUGACUGCAUGCAUAUAAAAAUGGAACAUAUUUUGGAUAAAGUAACUAUGGAGAGACGGAUGGAAGCAUUAGGUCAAAUGACAUCAAAUCCCGACGAAUGGACUGACGAAGAAGAUGAAAUUUUGAAGUUGGUAAAGGAUGAACUUUAG
Messenger RNA from Parnassius mnemosyne (clouded apollo), 642 nucleotides. The record is from the annotation of a GenBank genome assembly. Lineage: Eukaryota; Metazoa; Arthropoda; Insecta; Lepidoptera; Papilionidae.